AUGCCCCCAAGAAAGGCUCAGAAUCAGUCCCCCAUUGUUGUGAACUCUCAAUCGCCCCGAAAGCGCAGUCGUUCCAAUGCCAACCACGAAACCGAAUCCGAGACGCCCUCGAAGCGAAGACGUGACGCUCUGGGCGCUGACGAUAUCACAAAUCGUGAAAACGCCGACCACCAGCAUGAAUCAAUGACCAACGGCUUUGCUGAGCCAUCGCCUGCGGAGAAGACACCGACGACGACGCCCAGGAAACGAGGGCGGCCACCAAAACCCAGGCCGAAUGGCGACACGCCCACGCCAAGGGCAUCUGACCCAAGGACACCCUCCAAGCGCAAGAACAAAGACGGCGAGGACGAAGAUGCUACGCCCCGUAGACAGGCUGGCGCAGAUCGAUCCGCCCGUCGCAAGUCGGCACGCGCCCUGAUCGAAUCGGUCGUUGGCAACGAUGAUUCUGAUGCGGAGCCGGAUGGCAUAGCGGGAGCAAUCUACGACUCAAGUGAAGAGGAAGCUGCGGGGGAGGACGGGGACAAGACAGAUGCAACACCAUCGAAAGAUACGCCUGAAAAAAGAGGGAGGAAGAAACGGGACAAGUCACCCACUCCGCCGAGGGAUCUACCGUCCCAUGAGCUCUACUUCUUACACAACAAGCCGGGGAAACCAAAGACUUCGAACAACACUCUCUCAGCACUGAGUCUGCUAACACAUGACGAAUACUUCACCUUGCUAAGGGAGCAGACGGACCGACACCAGAGCCAGAUCGAGGACCUCGAAGCUUUCCACGCCAAGAGCUUUCCUCAGUGGACGUUUGAGCUUUCUCAGGGAUUCAGCAUAUGUCUGUAUGGGUAUGGAUCCAAGCGACCGCUUCUGCAGCGACUGGCGAAGCAACUCUACCAAGAGACACCACCGGGCAAGACGCAGAGAAUCGUCAUUGUCAACGGCUACGCCCAGACGACCACGAUGAGAGACAUCCUCUCCACCCUCGGCCUGGCACUCAACGUGCGCAUCCCGGCAGGUCCUCCCCCGAAUAUGAUGCAGGUCCUGCUUGCCAGCCUCGCCUCGGCGCCGGACACCAUUCUGGCCAUCCUCGUCAACUCCAUUGACGGAGCACCCAUACGCAAGGCUACGCACCAGGCGACGCUGGCGCAACUCGCAUCGCAUCCGCAGAUCCGCCUCAUCGCCUCAGCGGACACGCCCGACUUCUCACUGCUGUGGGACGUUGGGCUGCGCUCAUCGUUCAACUUUGCCUUUCACGACGCGACGACCUUUCGCCCCUUCACGGUGGAGCUCGAUGUCGUGGACGACGUGCACGAGCUCCUCGGCCGCAAGGCGCGCCGCAUCAAUGGGCGGGAAGGUGUCUCUUUUGUCCUCAAGUCGCUACCUCAGAACGCGCGAAACCUGUUCCAGCUGCUCGUCGGCGAGGUGCUCAUUGCGAUGGAGGAGGAAGGUGUUGGUGGCGGGGAGGACGUUGGAGUCGAGUAUAGAAUGAUCUACAACAAAGCCGUGGAGGAGUUCAUCUGCAGCUCGGAAAUGGCUUUCCGAACAUUGUUGAAAGAGUUCCACGAUCAUCAGAUCAUCACGAGUCGAAAGGAUGCCAUUGGCACGGAGUUGCUGAGCGUUCCCUUUGGGAAAGAGGAGCUCGAGGCCAUCCUGGAGGACCUAAUGUCAUGA
This is a messenger RNA of Emericellopsis cladophorae, 1662 nucleotides long. RefSeq lists its product as uncharacterized. The transcript has 2 exons. Gene Ontology annotation, molecular function: DNA replication origin binding. Gene Ontology annotation, biological process: DNA replication. The record is from RefSeq and is a predicted model, not a curated record. Lineage: Eukaryota; Fungi; Ascomycota; Sordariomycetes; Hypocreales; Bionectriaceae. Gene Ontology annotation, cellular component: nuclear origin of replication recognition complex; nucleus. The coding region runs from base 1 to 1662 and encodes 553 amino acids.